AUGGAGCAUCCCUUCGCAAAACAAGAACCUGUUGACGAUCCGAAUGAAAUGGCUACGAUCCCAGAAUCUCCGACCUCCAAAAUCAAACAAGAAGAUGGAAACGAAAAUUCAACUCCCAAAAAGCGCAUCCGCGAAAAUACACAGACCACGAUGGACGAGAACGAAUCCCCCACUAAGAAAAGCAAGGCAAAAGCCCCCGGCAAGAAGGCCGGCUUGGGCCCUAUCCCGACGAGCUACGACGAGGCGAGUGAGGAGGAUAAGCUGAUUAUUAAGAUGAGAGAGAAAGAUGGCCAGGGAUGGUCGGAUAUUCGCAAGGUUAUCGAAGAAAUCACUGGGGUCAAGUUCGGUGGUAGCAGCCUUCCAAGCCGUUAUGGGCGCAUGAAGGCCAACUUUACUGUUUUCGAGAAAGAGGACGCAGACUACCUUCUGCAGGCGAAAAAAGGCAUCGAAGAGAAAAUGGAGCACGAGAAAUGGCAGAGGAUCGCUGAUGCCAUCGAAGCAAAGAGCGGAAACAAAUACCCUACGUCCGCGGUGCAGAAAAAGUUUAAGGAACUGACCAAGAAAGUCAAUGGAAACGGGGUGGUUGCUGCAGCUGUCGAGGAAGAGUGA
Molecule: messenger RNA, 609 nt
Organism: Aspergillus chevalieri
Lineage: Eukaryota; Fungi; Ascomycota; Eurotiomycetes; Eurotiales; Aspergillaceae
Exons: 3
Coding region: 1-609 (202 amino acids)
Source: RefSeq, a predicted model, not a curated record